AGGCCUGCUCCAUUCUGGCACUGCCCGUCGUUCGGGCAGAUUCUCUCCGUCCAUCGUCUUACCUUCUCUCUACCGCUUUGUAGACAAAGAGACAGACAGAAUGUCCUCUGGACACUGGGCUGAAGAUUUAAAGCGGGACAUCCGUCGCAAGCAGCUGGAAUUGCUCAAGACCUCGGAGCCUUUCAAAGCAAAAGGAGCGCAGACGGGGGCUUGGAAGAGACCAUGGCAGGUGCUGUCGUACUAUCAUUGGAUGGAGAAGUGGAGCAAGAAAGCAGAAGCACAGAUCGGUGUCGGAAUUGCUAGAGGCGCGUGCGGAAGCGAAGCCAUUAACUGGACUGUCGCACUUUAUACCUGGAUGGAAUCUGCUGCCACAUACCUUCGGGACUGGCCAACGGUUCUGGGUGCAGUAGCAGCGGCGCGAGAAGAUCGAGAGGAAGAUGCUAUGAGGUUACUCGAGUGGUCAGAUGCAGAGAUCCAGAAGAUUGCUGUGUCAUGGGAUCCUGACAUGCACUACGUGACUAUAUGCGACCUUAUGCAGGAUGCUCCGGACUCAGAUCCUACACUGGACGGCCCAUUCUGUGGAGCCUUCUUUUCCUCAGACCCAAGGAACCCGUUUAUUGGAUUGGUGUUCAAGGGUACACACGUCGAAUCCUGGCAAGAAUUGCUUGUGGACCUGCACUACGUUCCAGUACAUGCCAAAGACGGUCAUGUAUGGGAGACUCAUGUCUCGCAGGGCGUAUAUGCUACGUUAUUCGAACCCUUCUCUACACUGGACGGGCAGACGCCUUUUGAGUAUAUCAAGCAUACGGCAUGCACUCUGAUCUCCGAGCGCAUGCAAGCCGCCGCAGAUGUGCCUGUGCGCUUACACCUGACCGGUCAUUCCCUGGGGGCGUCGUAUGCGUCGCUCUUUUACGCCGAGCUUCUACGCCUUUACAACAACGACCCUAUGUCUGCUCGCUCUGAUCCGCCUACCUGCGUUUUGCGCGACUUGUAUACCUUCGGCAGCCCUCGCUUUGGUCUGCUGGAUUUUGUGGAUAUGUUUUCGCUCGUUGCCGAGGAACAUACUGGUUAUUCCUGGCGAAUCAUUUGCCGUGACGACCCCGUUGGCCUCGUACCGCCCGUGCUCAUCACAGACCCCAAGUUCAUCCAUGUGGACAAGGCAUAUGAGGUCUCAGAAACAGAUGUCCCGAUUGAACUGCAAAGUGAGAGAAACAGCCAUCCUCGGCCCCCUCUGCGUGUCAUCAACAUGUCGCAUCAUAGUAAGUCGAAGUUGUUUCUGUAAAACUUGGCUGACGACUGCCACCCAUCAGCCCCUUGGGCAUACUUCGACGCACUUUACCACACUGCGACGCAUACGACGUAGGCUAUAUCAGGAGUAGUGACUAUAGAAUACCCUUAUUGAAUGGGAUUUUUGCCGAGGCAAGUACUUUGUGAUGCGAUGGAUGGAGGCUGUGAGGCUUUCCGAAUGCCCAAGUUGGAGGUAGAUCUACACCGGAUGCGUGUUAUCUUUGUACGGCCUCAACUUGUCCUCGUUCCAUGGCUGCCGCAAUUGGAUGCUGUGUAACUGCCUUGCGGGCAGACUCGAGGCUUGCAAGUGGCUGGUUAGUAAUCUGUUUCUGGCUCAUUGUCGGG
Messenger RNA from Phanerochaete carnosa HHB-10118-sp, 1632 nucleotides. RefSeq lists its product as uncharacterized. The transcript has 10 exons. Gene Ontology annotation, biological process: lipid metabolic process. Lineage: Eukaryota; Fungi; Basidiomycota; Agaricomycetes; Polyporales; Phanerochaetaceae. The record is from RefSeq and is a predicted model, not a curated record. The coding region runs from base 101 to 1282 and encodes 393 amino acids.